Messenger RNA from Phalaenopsis equestris, 1463 nucleotides. RefSeq names its product glutamyl-tRNA reductase-binding protein, chloroplastic-like. NCBI's taxonomy places the organism in Eukaryota, Viridiplantae, Streptophyta, Magnoliopsida, Asparagales, Orchidaceae. The coding region runs from base 91 to 1092 and encodes 333 amino acids. The record is from RefSeq and is a predicted model, not a curated record. The transcript is spliced from 13 exons.
AAAAAAUUUUUUUAGGAAAUAAGCUUUAACUGCAACACAGACCCCUGGAAUAUCGCGGCCACCGCCUGCUGCGAAAGAAGGAGCGUGGAGAUGAAGUCGUCGACCCUUCUUCUCAAGCCACCCUUGCAUCUGCCUUCUCCUUCUUUUUCUCGCCUAAUUGAUCGAAUUUUCAACGCUCCUUCUGGCUCCCUCUUCAGCACCCAAGUGCGCUAUCUUUGUCGAUCGAGGAGCCCCUUCUCUGUCCAUCCUCUCGCUAUGGCCUCCUCCGCUCGUCCAUCCUCUCAGAUUGCUGUUUCAUCUGAUGUUGAUGGGGCUUCUGAUGUUUUCCAUCUGAUUCACGCUCAUCAGGCCACCGCUCCUCGUCUUCCUCCACUUGAAGAAGUUCGAACUAUUCUUAAUAACAGCAUUCGAGGCGUGCUUUCUACAUUUUCCAAGGAACAUGAGGGUUAUCCAUCUGGAUCAAUGGUUGAUUUUGCCUGUGAUCAUGAUGGUUCACCAGUGCUAGCAGUCAGCAGUCUUGCAGUUCAUUCAAAGAAUUUGUUGGUGAAUCCCAAAUGCUCUCUGCUUGUUAGUAAGGAUCCUGAAGAUCGAGCAGACAUUGUGAUUACGUUAUAUGGGGAUGCUGUUCCAGUUCCUGAGGAUGAUAGAGAGGCUGCACGCACUGUUUUUCUUCAAAGGCAUCCUAAUGCUUUUUGGGUUGAUUUUGGUGACUUCCGCUUUAUACAAAUCAAGCCUAAAUUUGUACAUUAUGUUUCUGGGGUUGCUACUGCUUUGCUGGGAUCAGGAGACUUUAAUGCUGUAGAGUUCAGAGCUGCCAAAGUUGAUCCAAUAUCUCAGUUUUCAGUUCCCAUAUCUUCUCAUAUGAAUAAAGAUCAUGCUGAAGAUACAAAAGCAAUGGUACAGCAUUCUACAUCCAUUAAGGUGGACUCUGCUUACAUUCUGGAUGUGGAUAGUAUUGGUUUCAACGUUAAGGCUGUUUAUCGAGGGAGCACUUACAAGCUAAGAAUUCCUUUCCCUAGACGCGCUCAAGAUAGAAAGGAUGUGAAGACUCUUAUUAUAGAGAUGCUCCAGGCUGCUGGAGCUACUGCGUAAACAUCGCAAACACUGAUUUCAGGGUGCAUCGGAGUUAUGCAAAAGUUUAAGUUGGCCAAAGCUCGGUGAACCACACUUUUUCUUUGAUGAUGAAAUAAAAAUCCAAAGUGCAGGUUUUGGAAGUGUAAAGUGCAUGGAAAAGCUUAUUAUAGAGCAACACACAAAUUAUAUAAAAAAAAUGUGGCAAAAAUUAAUUGCAUUUUAUGUAACUAUUAUAAUCUAACGCCACGAUCAGCAAAUUCUUUAAGCACAUUUUAUCAGAAGUGCUGAGUAACGUUUUCUCCUUAUUGAAGGUUUUAAAAGACCUUUGUAGAUGUUCGGUUUAGGUGCUUUUGGUUGACUGAAAUAGUGGUGCACUUAACUUUAUUUUG